This is a messenger RNA of Budorcas taxicolor (takin), 2862 nucleotides long. It is a transcript of the gene DLST, whose product is annotated as dihydrolipoamide S-succinyltransferase. The transcript has 15 exons. The coding region runs from base 43 to 1410 and encodes 455 amino acids. NCBI's taxonomy places the organism in Eukaryota, Metazoa, Chordata, Mammalia, Artiodactyla, Bovidae. Gene Ontology annotation, biological process: tricarboxylic acid cycle. Gene Ontology annotation, cellular component: oxoglutarate dehydrogenase complex. Gene Ontology annotation, molecular function: dihydrolipoyllysine-residue succinyltransferase activity. The record is from RefSeq and is a predicted model, not a curated record.
GCCGAUAUCCGGUGUCCGCCCGCCCUCGGCUCCGCCGCCGUGAUGCUGUCCCGGUCCCGCUGCGCGUCCCGGGCGUUCAGCCGCUCCCUCUCCGCCUUCCAGAAGGGGAACUGCCCUCUAGUGAGACGUUCCCUGCCUGGGAUCUCCUUAUGUCAGGGACCAGGUUACCCUGACAGCAGGAAGACUGUCAUUAACAGCAGUAAUAUCUUCAGCGUUCGCUUCUUUAGAACUACAGCUGUAUGCAAGGAUGAUGUGAUUACAGUCAAAACCCCAGCGUUUGCAGAAUCUGUCACAGAGGGGGAUGUCAGGUGGGAGAAAGCUGUUGGAGACACAGUUGCAGAAGAUGAAGUGGUUUGUGAGAUUGAAACUGACAAGACCUCUGUGCAGGUUCCAUCACCAGCAAAUGGCGUGAUUGAAGCUCUUUUGGUACCUGAUGGGGGAAAAGUAGAAGGAGGCACUCCUCUUUUCACACUCAGGAAAACUGGCGCUGCUCCCGCUAAGGCCAAGCCAGCUGCAGCCCCUGCUGCCGCAGCCCCAAAAGCAGAACCCGCAGUGUCUGCUGUUCCUCCUCCCCCUGCAGCACCUAUACCCACCCAGAUGCCACCUGUGCCCUCGCCCUCACAGCCGCUCACUAGCAAACCAGUGUCUGCUGUAAAACCCACCGCUGCCCCCCCAAGAGCUGAGGCAGGAACUGGUAUAGGUCUGCGUUCAGAACAUCGGGAGAAAAUGAACAGAAUGCGGCAGCGCAUCGCUCAGCGUCUGAAGGAGGCUCAGAACACCUGCGCGAUGCUCACCACUUUCAAUGAGAUUGACAUGAGUAACAUCCAGGAGAUGCGGGCUCGGCACAAAGAUGCUUUUCUGAAGAAACAUAACCUCAAACUAGGCUUCAUGUCGGCAUUUGUGAAGGCCUCAGCCUUUGCCUUGCAGGAGCAGCCUGUGGUAAAUGCAGUGAUUGAUGAUGCAACCAAAGAGGUGGUGUAUAGGGAUUAUAUUGACAUCAGCGUUGCAGUGGCCACCCCUCGGGGUCUGGUGGUUCCCGUCAUCAGGAAUGUGGAAACAAUGAAUUAUGCCGAUAUUGAGCGAACCAUCAGUGAACUGGGAGAGAAGGCCCGGAAGAAUGAACUUGCCAUUGAAGAUAUGGAUGGUGGUACUUUUACCAUCAGCAAUGGAGGUGUUUUCGGCUCGCUCUUUGGAACGCCCAUCAUCAACCCCCCUCAGUCUGCUAUCCUGGGCAUGCAUGCCAUCGUUGAUAGGCCAGUGGUCGUGGGAGGCAAGGUGGAGGUGCGGCCCAUGAUGUAUGUGGCCCUGACGUAUGAUCACCGGCUGAUCGACGGCAGAGAGGCUGUGACUUUCCUCCGCAAAAUCAAGGCAGCGGUAGAGGAUCCCAGAGUCCUCCUACUGGACCUUUAGGAGGAAGCCUUGUGCCCUACACGUCAACCAUGCAGGAACUGAAAACCAGUCUUACCCUGUCCCCUCACAGGCCCCAGGUUAGCCUGGUGACAGGCACAUGCUGUUGGCCUCAAGCAAGGAAACCAGGGCACUAUGUAACCAGCAGUCACAGGCCUCUCUCGGUGUUCCUACUAGGCUCUCUCCCUCUCUGCACCCUCUCCUAUGCGCAAAUAUCUGAUUUCCUUAAGCUUGAGGGAGAGAGAGAGCCUUAAUGGAUGCUCGUUAUUAUUCCUGCCUUUCCUCCCAUUAGCCCUCCACAGAGGUGAUUUCACUUUCUUCCUGUCCAGUACACUGUAGGGAACCUGCCGGGGACCAUGUGAUUAAGUUUCUAUCUUUUGAACGUCUGUUCUCCAGAGACGCCUAGGAGGGUGGUCUGCCUCCCGGGCUCGGAGCAGCCUCUGUCCUGGCUGUGCACGUCCUCAUUCGAUUCCAACCGUGUGGAGGUACUGACCACAGGCCACGGGGUGCUGCUUCGCUCAAGUGGCACUUGCAUUCUCAGCUGUCAUUGUCUAAAAGCUGCCUUUUCUACCUCUUCCAGGAAGCACAUGCUGGGGGAUCUGGAGGGGCAGAGCCGGGGAGUAGGCAGCGUUGAGGUGGGAGAGGGCGGAUUCUGAGGUCAUGUGUUACGAACAAGACUGGAGCAGAGCCCAGGCCUGCCCUCACACUCUCCGUCAUAACUGCACCAGGAAGACCCAUUUUGGCCCAAGCACACACAGCUGAGGUGGUGCCGACCUUUCCUGGCUGCUAGGAACAGUUUCUCCCAUCCUGUCCUCACGUAGAUGCCAGCACCUCUUGGCAGGGAGACCGAGCGUGUCCCAGCCGCGGGCUCGCAUGGCUCCUGGUAGAGAUUGGCGUGGAGGUGACUUCCUGUGGACUGGCUCGGAUUGUCUUGAGCUUUUAAAUCCCGUUGGUAUAAACCUGUGGGCUGCAGAGGCGGUUCUGUUCCUUCCUGUGUCAGUGCCCUUCAGGAGUGGAGCCUCAGCUCUUCCUCCAUAGAACACAGGUCUGGUGCAGGAUGGCUUGUGGUGGAAACCAGCCCAAGAUGCUCGUACACAGUGGGGAAAAGGCCAGUGUCACCUCGGAGGUACUGCCUUGGGUCUGGGCACCACAUUGGAAUUCUUGGGAGCAUGGUUAAAUGCACACAUCUUGUCAGGAAAGUUACUGGGCUUCAUCACAUUGUAUCCAACUGCAUCCAGGCCUGAGGCUGCUGACCCUUGACAACCGGGAGCCAUUUAGUGUGGAAUGCCCAUUUGUAUCUUGAGCAGAAGCAAGGCCUGGGGGUUGGGUGGGGGGAGGGGUGGGAGCCAGUACUGAGUGCCUGCAGCAGCUACUACGUCUUCACUAUUCAGAACGUAACUAAAAUAUUUAAAGAAACUGAUUUUAAAUGCAAAUUAAAGGGCAAAUGUUCGCAAA